UAAAAUCCUUUGACUCUCUCUUUCGUCAGCCUCUUUCCACUUCAGUUCUCGCUGCUCGAUACCCGCCAGCGAACUCGCUCGAGAGAGGCUGCGACGCGACUAUGGGUUUCUCCUGGUUUUCUUCUUCGUACCAGAAGCCAUUUAGGUUCCAUUCAUUCGUUUUCCUUCUUCUGGUGGUUGAUCUGGCGUUUUCCGAGGAUCCCUACGUGUUCUUGGACUGGGAUGUAUCCUAUAUCACGGCUUCUCCACUGGGAGUGAAACAGCAGGUCAUUGGAGUUAAUGGUCAGUUUCCAGGACCAAUAUUGAACAUCACAACUAACUGGAAUGUUGUAGUAAAUGUUCACAAUAACUUAAAUGAGCCAUUUCUUGUCACCUGGGAUGGUUUACAACAACGAAAGAACUCCUGGGAGGAUGGUGUUUUAGGGACCAAUUGCCCAAUUCCUUCUGCUUGGAAUUGGACAUACGAGUUCCAGGUCAAAGAUCAGAUAGGAAGUUUCUUUUAUUUCCCUUCCAUCAAUUUUCAAAGGGCAUCAGGCGGUUAUGGUGGCAUUACCAUAAACAAUAGAGACGUGAUUCCUGUGCCCUUUGGGGCACCUGAUGGAGAUAUAACUAUCUUUAUUGGUGACUGGUAUACAAAAGACUAUAAGGAACUUCGAAAAAUUCUUGACGAAGGUAAUGAACUUGGUGUGCCUGAUGGAGUCCUUUUCAAUGGAUUAGGACCCUUUCGCUACAAUGAAUCAGUUGUUCCUGAUGGUAUCGUGUAUGCAACAAUAAACGUUGAGCCAGGGAAAACAUACAGGUUAAGGGUACAUAAUGUAGGCAUAUCAACUAGCUUAAAUUUCAGAAUUCAAAAUCAUAAUAUGCUCCUUGUGGAGACAGAAGGGUCAUACACCGUGCAGCAAAAUUAUACUAGCAUGGACAUCCAUGUUGGUCAGUCAUAUUCAUUCUUGGUUACCAUGGAUCAAAACGCUAGCAGUGAUUACUAUAUAGUGGCAAGUGCUCGGUUUGUAAAUGAAACAUUCAGGGAUCAAGUAACUGGAGUGGCAAUAUUGCACUACUCAAAUUCUCAAGGUUCUGCUUCUGGUCCUCUUCCGGAUGGGCCCAACAAAGAUGAUACAUACUUCUCAAUGAAUCAAGCCAGAUCAAUCAGAUGGAAUGUCUCUGCUGGUGCUGCCAGGCCAAAUCCACAGGGAUCAUUUCGCUAUGGUCAAAUAACUGUAACUGAUGUGUAUGUAUUGCUCAAUGUACCUGCAGAACCUGUAAAUGGGCAAUUACGAACUACUCUUAAUGGUAUUUCUUACCUUGACCCUGCAACACCACUUAAGCUUGCGCAGCAAUUCAGUGUGCCUGGAGUCUAUAAACUGGACUUUCCGUAUCGAAAUAUGAACAGACCUGCAAAACUUGACACAUCUAUUAUUAAUGGUACUUACAAAGGUUUUAUGGAAAUCAUAUUCCAGAACAAUGCUUCAACGGUUCAAAGCUACCACCUGGAUGGCUAUGCAUUCUUUGUUGUGGGAAUGGAUUUUGGAAUCUGGACAGAAAAUAGCAGAGGCACCUAUAAUAAGUGGGAUGGAGUUGCUCGUUGCACAACACAGGUAUUCCCUGGUGCAUGGACAGCCAUACUUGUCUCCCUUGACAAUGUGGGCAUAUGGAAUCUGCGGGCUGAGAACCUGGACUCUUGGUAUCUGGGACAGGAAGUAUAUGUGAGCGUGGUGAAUCCGGAGAUUACGAAUAAAACCGAGCUUCCUUUGCCUGAUAAUGCUAUUUUUUGUGGCUCCUUAUCAACCUUACAAAAACAACAGUCCAACAAAUUCAAAUAUUCUGAAGCAUCAGUCUUAUCCUCAUCAAGUGUAAUUGUACUUGGCCUUCUUAUCAUGUGGCUAUCUUUUGUUUCCCCUUGACAUCCCCGGCCGUGGUAAGCGAUUAUGAUUGCAAAGAAUUUAAGUACUCAUCUGUCGCCUAAAUGCUUACCAA
Dendrobium catenatum is the source of this 1974-nucleotide messenger RNA. RefSeq names its product monocopper oxidase-like protein SKU5. The coding region runs from base 102 to 1901 and encodes 599 amino acids. The transcript has 9 exons. The record is from RefSeq and is a predicted model, not a curated record. NCBI's taxonomy places the organism in Eukaryota, Viridiplantae, Streptophyta, Magnoliopsida, Asparagales, Orchidaceae. Gene Ontology annotation, molecular function: copper ion binding; oxidoreductase activity.